Molecule: messenger RNA, 531 nt
Organism: Vigna unguiculata (cowpea)
Lineage: Eukaryota; Viridiplantae; Streptophyta; Magnoliopsida; Fabales; Fabaceae
Product: PMP3 family protein At4g30660-like
Cellular component (GO): membrane
Source: RefSeq, a predicted model, not a curated record
UAAAUUUACCGGGAACUCCUCGCGAACCACGCAGCUUCCAUUCUGAUAGUGAUUUAGAAGAAAAGGAAGAAACGGAGUAGAAGUGUAGAAGCAUUAUCAUUCAUCACAGUGGAAGAUGCCGACACGUUGUGAAAUAUGCUGCGAGAUAAUGAUCGCGAUCUUGCUUCCACCAAUCGGAGUUUGCUUUCGCCACGGUUGUUGCAGCGUUGAAUUCAUCAUCUGUUUGCUCCUCACAAUUCUAGGUUAUAUUCCUGGCAUCAUUUAUGCUCUCUAUGCCAUUAUCUUCGUUGAUCGUGACCAGUAUUUUGAUGAAUACAGGCGUCCUCUCUAUUCGCAAUACUGAUAGUUUAAGUUCGAAUGCAUUAUUGAUGUUCAUGUCUUGCUCGUGUGCGUAGCGUAACUACUACAAAUUUAAGUUCAUGUGCUUAUGGUUUUGUAAUUGAAAUUGAAAUUGCUUAUGGUUUGUAGAAUCUAUUGUUUUCUCUCUUGAAGCUUCAACAAUUUUUAUGGAAUCAGGAUUCUUCUGUGAUG